Gekko japonicus is the source of this 1704-nucleotide messenger RNA. It is a transcript of the gene PNPLA1, whose product is annotated as patatin like phospholipase domain containing 1. The coding region runs from base 1 to 1206 and encodes 401 amino acids. The transcript has 9 exons. Gene Ontology annotation, molecular function: triacylglycerol lipase activity. The record is from RefSeq and is a predicted model, not a curated record. Lineage: Eukaryota; Metazoa; Chordata; Lepidosauria; Squamata; Gekkonidae. Gene Ontology annotation, cellular component: lipid droplet; membrane; cytoplasm. Gene Ontology annotation, biological process: lipid homeostasis; triglyceride catabolic process.
AUGACUGAAGUGGAUUUAAGGAUGCCUGGUAGCCCAUUUUCUCUUUCUUUUGCAGGUGGUGGUUAUCUGGUAGUUUAUGAGAUUGGUGUAGUCCAGAGCCUGUUGGAACAAGCACCUGAAAUUGUGAGAUCUGCAUCAAAGGUCUAUGGAGCAUCAGCGGGAUCACUCAUUGCAGCUUCUGUGGUGUGUGAAUGUUGCCUUGAUGAUCUAAAAAUGAAUUUCUACACUAUUGCACAAGAUGUGAGAAGAAGCAUUCUUGGUCCCUUAACCCAUGGAUACAGCAUCAUUCGGACUAUACAGAAGCACUUGUACCAAAGUAUGCCGGAAAACUCUCACCAGAUGGCCACAGGAAGGCUUUUUAUUUCCCUCACCCGUGCAGCGGAUGGUCAAAAUGUCAUCGUUUCAGAGUACAGUUCCAAAGAAGAGCUUAUUCAGGCAUUGAUCUGCAGCUGCUUUGUUCCUAUAUAUUUUGGAUUUAUCCCUCCUUCCUUCCGAGGUGUGCGGUAUGUCGAUGGAGGAUUUUCUAGCCUACAGCCUUAUUCUGACUUGGAGACUGUCAUCACAGUGUCUCCUUUUACGGGAGAGAUUGACAUUUGUCCUCGAGACUGCCCAGCCAUCUUUUACAGUGUGAAUGUAAAUACUAGCCUCCACAUAUCUAUGGAAAACUUGGGCCGGUUAUGGCACGCCUUUUCCCCACCCAGUUGCCAGGAUUUGCAAAAUAUAUAUUUACAAGGAUAUCAAGAUGCCAUUGUCUUCUUACACAGAAACAAUAUUUUUGGACUCGAUAAUCUUGUGAAGACACUGAAAUGUGAGUUAGUCAGCAGAUUCCAUACAAAGGAUUUGCUCCAUACCCAUGAAGAAGCUUCCAGCCAAGAUUCAGGGAUGGGAGUCCUCAAAACCGCUAAGGAGAUCAUUUCUAAGCAAUCUAAUUCUGCGAAUGGCAAACUAAGCAGAACAGACAAGAGACAGUUAGAGCAACUGUCACUGCAUUGCCCAAAAGCUUUAGGUGUACUGCACACGAAAAAGAGGUAUGGAUUGCUGAAUUCCAUAACUGAAUUUAUGUCAAAGCAUCUCAUAUCUUUUGGCAAAAGCAUAGAACAGCUGUGGUAUUUUUGGAGGAAAUCAGCUGAAGACAGAACUUCAAAAGAGGGUUCGUCAAACAGGAAGUGCAAAGCGAAGCUGCAAGCUGGUAUAAAUGAAAAAUAAAACCCUGCACCCACCAGGAACUCUCACGGUAGUCCGAGCAAGAACAUAUUCUAAGCCUUCACCACUUCUCCAAUCAGGAAGAUGGCAGGCUAUCCUUAUGAGCCAUCUUUGAAGCUGUAGUCAAGUAGACCCCCUCUCUCUGAGGCCAGGUGGAUAUGGCAGCAGAAAAGCAGAAACCAUUCUUCAAAGAUUCUCAACCAGGUGGAAUCCUAGCACCACUUCAGAUGCCUCUUUGUGUAUAGAGGACACCAUGUUCUGUUCCCAGGAAUGAAAAGUGCACUGCCAGUUAGAAUUCUAUUGCUGACAGUUUCCCCCUGCUCCUCACCAGAACUAGUACAAAGUUCUUGAAAGUUUCAUGCCUGUUUUUCACAUUAUAUUGGAACCAAAUAUGAGAUACGUUGCUAUAAAGAAAUGUUUACAUCUAUUUUUCUUUCAUAGGCAACUGCUGUGAACAUGUUCCUUGCCAUACUAAACUACAAGAGACCUCACCAUGACUCU